Lachancea lanzarotensis is the source of this 2769-nucleotide messenger RNA. It is a transcript of the gene ZDS2, whose product is annotated as LALA0S17e00408g1_1. The coding region runs from base 1 to 2769 and encodes 922 amino acids. The record is from RefSeq and is a predicted model, not a curated record. NCBI's taxonomy places the organism in Eukaryota, Fungi, Ascomycota, Saccharomycetes, Saccharomycetales, Saccharomycetaceae. Gene Ontology annotation, biological process: establishment of cell polarity; positive regulation of G2/M transition of mitotic cell cycle. The transcript has a single exon. Gene Ontology annotation, cellular component: cytoplasm; cell septum.
AUGUCGCCGAUUGAAUCUGAGGAACACCUAAGAGUACAAGAAUCCAGUAGAAGAUUGGGAAUUGGCAAUAGUACGGAUCGACAAGCACAGCAAUCAAGAUCCGAAAAACGAAAAUCAGAGGUUCUCAUCGCGGCUCAGUCUUUAGACUCAGAAUUGCAAAAUGUCAAGAAUCUCAAGCGAAUAUCGAUCGGCUCGCUAGAUAUGCUGAUAGAUCCGGAAAUGGAGUUUCGGGUCAGCCCCACAAAAUCACAAUCUUCACGAAGUGACGAAUCAUCUGUGGAGUCCAAAACAGAAUCGCCGGAAGACCUGGAGGGAGAUGGCCGAAUUUUGAGCAGUAGUGAUGAUGACGCAGACGAGGACUUUUCAUACAUAAAUGACGACAGCAUUGAUAUCACUAACACUGAAUAUCUGGAUAGUACCAGUGAUCUCGCUUUGAGCCAAAGUUCGCAGGAUGGGCGCACUCUUAGCGGUGUACGUCGAGGAGGACUAUCGAGAACCUCAAAAUUGCAUAAAUCAGGAUCAGGCGAUGACUCUGUGACGCAGAACCUAUUAUGGGUGCCCGCCAAUCAGCAUCCCAGUGUUAAACCUGAAAAUUUCUUGGAGCUUGUCCAAGAUACGUUGCAUACAUUAAAGGGAGACUCUGACAUAGGUGAAGAUCGCCGUGAUGAUAGACUGAUCUCGUCCCAAUCGAAUCUUGGCAUCACGCCAUCUUCUCAGCUACGUUCGGGAUCCAACGCAUUGGUGAGAAGGCCGUCUGGGCUUCGCAAAUCGUUCACUGAACUUGAAGAUUUGCUGCAGCAAGAGGUUGGUAAUGAAAGGGAUAAAAGAGAGCUUUCAGAGAGAAGGAUCAGUCCUUAUAGAGCAGCUUCAAAAUCGGCAUCCUUGAGAGAUCUUACCGAAGAACUGACGCGAAUUUCUAAUAGAGCUGGCUUUACAGAUAGCGAUGCAGUUUCUUUGGCUCGGACCCUUAGUAUGGUGAGCUCCAACGGCGAUCAAGAAACAAAUAGCAUUUCAGAAGAAUCCGGUAAACCGCAAGACAAUGAGUUCGCCUCUAGUAUGUUUAUGAAAAAUGGUCUGGCCAUUCCUGCGCGCUCUUCACUGAGACGGAGCAAAUUCAAUACCUAUAGGAUAAGGACUUCAAGUGGCGGUAAUGACAGCCACCGUUCAACAGAACUAGAUUCGACGAAAGGUGAAAUUAAGUCUCCACCUCGAACAGGUGGCAUUUCACCACAGUCACCAAAUUCCAUCAAUGAUUUUGACAACAUAUAUGACCAUUACAGACAAAGCAGCUUAGGCAGCUCGAUUGACUUUCAAUCACCCGAGAGACACGCGAAGCUAGACAAGGGAGCCACUCGUGAGGUGGGAGGGGAGCCCGUGAAAGCCUCUAGUUGCACUAAGGUAAAGGACUCGUCGAUCAAUCAAGAUCAAAUCCGGCGCUCGAAUGAUAGUUCAGUGCGUGAUAUUGAGACGCUGAAAACAGAUGAAGCGAAAUCUACUCGGGGCCAAACCUCCCGCAAGAAAGGCGGGUGGAACUGGUUCGUGAAGAAGACCUCCAAAGACCCCGAAAGCUCAAAAACAACAGGCAGAAAGCACUCAAAUGACUUUGUAAAUAUUGAGGAUAACGAUUUCAAGAACAAUGGCUGGGCCCUUGACAAAGGCAAUCAUUCUAGAUACAGGCAUCACAAAAUUGAUAGUGGCAUGGACAGAUCCAAAAUCAACGAGCCUAUAGAAACUGCAACCAAUACCUCACCCUCCAGGAAAGCUACUCGUGAGAAAAAAUUCAUACAGUUGUUUAAGCGAAACCGCUCAGCCUCGACGGGUAACAAAAGUACGAUAGGUACUCUUGAACCAUCUAAUGGCUUUGGUGGAAGGGCUCCCGAGGGGCUCAGAUCAAGGUCGUCUUCAGCUGACCUAACCAACAGUGGUGGGAAAACUAAGGAACAUGACAGAGUCUCAGUGAGAGAUGGCGAUCUGCCAUUAAAAGGCGGUGCUUCCUCUAUGACUCCUCACGAAAAUCUCAAGGAGGACACGAGCAAGCCUCUCACCAAACUCCAACCUUCCGUGAAUGUGACUUCAAAGACGAAGCCGGUGCUGCGGACAGAACAUAAAGAAUCUUCACAAAUCGAUAAACAAGUUCUGCCCGCUCAUGGUACAGAAGAUCAAAACAGAGGAUUUCUGGACUCUGAUCUCGAAUCCAAAUUCGAUCAUGACAAUGUCAAAGUCAUUCACUCGAGCGGCAACGCUGAUACCAGAACAGAGGCUCCUGAUGCUACUCGGAAAUCCACUGCUGUAGAAACAUCCCCAUCCGAAGCUGAUCAUGGUGCUACUGCAAAUGUUAAAGCUCGAGAAGAGCGUGUGACAGCAGAGGACACAACAAUAGCAGUCUCCGAAGUGAACGAAAAUGUCAUGCAGUCAAACAUCGCUGUGCCGGCUGCGGGAGGAGUGUCCUUGCCUCCCAGAAGACUUACAUUCGAAGACGUCGUCAAACCAACACGCCCAAACGCAUCCAUGGUAUUUAGUGACAGUUCUUUUGGAUUUCCACUUCCACCUCUAACAACUUCUACGGUCGUCAUGAUAGACCAAAGAUUACCAAUCAAUGUGGAGAGAGCAAUAUACCGUCUCAGCCAUUUGAAGUUGGGCGAUCCCAAGCGUGAGUUGCGGCAGCAGGUAGCCCUGAGCAAUUUCAUGUAUGCAUAUUUGAAUCUGGUGAACCACAGCCUGUACCUACAACAGUUGGAAGGAGAAACGUCGGAAAGUGUUGAAGUUUGA